GAGAUGAACCGGCCGACGCCUGUAACGGCCCCAAGUUCCAAAGUACGAAAGCCAGGAGUUGGCACUCGGCACAGUCGAGUCGAGUGGCGGCCUUCGAGAUCUCAUCGGUGUUCGUCUCAGCCCAGAAGGGGCUACGGCGCGGAGUCGGCGAGUUCCGAGUGGAACCUGGGUUCGAUUCGGUGAUCGGCGGCGGAAUGGGGGUGCCGGAGGCGGUGGCGCUGGAGAUACCUGCGGUGGAGGAGGGGUCGCCGACGCCACUGGCCAGGGUGCCACCAAGGAUCAGGCGGAGGCUCCUCCAGGCGGGCAGCGGAGAAAACGGCGGCAAGGCGCCGACGGCCGAGGAGAUCGAGACCAAGCUACGCCAGGCGCAUCUCCGGAGGCAGUUUAUAGAUAAAACUUGAUUAGGUGGAUUGGUGAACUCUUCAUUAGCUUGGCACUGUACCUGACCACAUUCAGGAGCUGCAUGACAAUUGACUUGAGAAUUGAGAUGUAUCUGGAAGCAAUUCUAUGGACAAAGGAAGCUCAUGUUUGGCUAGUUAGCUUUUGCAGAAUUUAAGUCAUGCUGUUACAGAUGAGUUUUUGCUAUGUCCUCUAUCUUAUACGACUUGCUAUUCUCCAGCAAUUCCAUGAAGCAUUGUCCUCCAAAGCAAGGCGCUCAAUUAAGAGCCCUUCAGGGUCAUUGCAGGAGGAGGAUCGAGGGCAGCUUCUUGAGGCAAAGCUCCUGGCUGCCAGGCAGAAGAGGUUGACCCUCUUGGAAAAGGAACAGAGCCGGUUGGCUAAGCUGGACAAACUGCGACAGGCUGUUAAGAGUGAUGCAGAGAUGAGGUUCGAGAGGGAAAGGGAAGAACUCGGAAUGAAAGUUGAAUCACGGGUUCAAAAGGCUGAGAACAAUCGUAUGCAACUAAUGCAUGAUCGUUUGAAGAGGCAGGCUGCAUUAGAGGAGAGGACAAAAAGGUACUUUAUGCAAAGAUUGACUUGGGAAAACAAGUACAGGGAGCGUGUACAAUCUGCAAUACAGAAGUGUAAUGCUGCUGAGAAGAGACGAUUGGGGCUGCUUGAAUCUGAGAAAAGACGGGCACAGAGUAGGCUCUUGCAGGUUCAACUUGCUGUGAAGACUGCCUCUAACCAGAGAGAAACUGAGAGGAGCAAGUUAAAUGAGCAAUUAGAAGAAAAGCUUCAGAAGGCAGAGCAGCAGAGGGCUGACUAUUUGAAGCAGCGGGGAAAUCCUCACAGUUCUAUGCACAGCAGUUCAGUUAAAAAUGGAGAAUUUCUUUCAAGAAAAUUGGCAAGAUGCUGGAGAAGAUUCAGAACUUCUAGGAAAACAACAGUAGUAUUGGCUAGGGCCUUUGAUGCACUGGGGAUAAAUCAGCGAUCAGUUGUGUCUAUGCCAUUUGAAGAAUUAGCUCUCUGCAUUGAAUCUCCUGCAGUUCUCCAGACCACUAAGGCAUUGCUUGACCGUCUUGAGAGUCGUUUUGUCUUUUCUCAGUCAUCAACUUCAUCAAAACCAGAAAACAUUGACCACCUUCUGAAGCAUCUAGGAUCACCGAAGAGGAAGAUCCCACUGAGCAAUGUGGGGACAAGUGAAGCAACACUGAAAAACGCAGUUGGAAAUUAUGAUUCCAGUACGUUGUCUAGAUAUUCGCAAAGGAUUGCACUUUGUGCUUAUAUGAUUCUAGGUCAUCCAAAAUCUGUUCUUAGUGGACAAGGUGAACAAGAGAAAUUUCUUAUGGAAUCAGCAACAAUCUUUGUAAAGGAAUUUGAACUGCUGGUUAAAACAGUACUUGAUGCCCUAGAUGGUGCAUGCAUAUUGAGCUGGUCAGUUAUAGAUGAUGCCACACCUGUUCGUUCUAGCUACGAGGAAUCUUCAUCCAUUGUUGCUGAUCUGAAGAAAUUCAGAACUCAGCUGCUUGCCUUUGACAAAGCUUGGUGUGCUUAUCUUUACCAUUUUGUGGCAUGGAAAGCAAAAGAUGCUAAAUCAUUAGAGGAUGAACUCAUUAGGGCUGCAUGCAAGCUUGAGCUGUCAAUGAUUCAAACAUGCAAAAUAACUGAAGGUGAAUCUGAUAACCUGGGUGGUGAUUUGAAAGCCAUCCGGAAACAGGUCGCAGAAGACCAGAAACUUUUAAGGGAGAGUAUUCAACACCUGGGCGGUGAAGCUGGUAUCGGAAUGAUGGAAUCUGCUUUAUUUGAAACACGGUCAAAGUUCUUUCAAGCAAAAGAGAAGAGGAGUUCCAUUGCAACUACAGUUGCAAAUGUAGCAUCUCCUUCAGUUACAUGUUCUUCAGGACAGUCUAAUGAUUCUGAAACUGGUAUCGGAAUGAUGGAAUCUGCUUUAUUUGAAACACGGUCAAAAUUCUUUCAAGCAAAAGAGAAGAGGAGUUCCAUUGCAACUACAGUUGCAAAUGUAGCAUCUCCUUCAGUUACAUGUUAUUCAGGACAGUCUAAUGAUUCUGAUACUGGGGAGAAUUGUAACAUGGAUGCUGAAAAGGCAAGUCGAGUUGUCCAAUCUCUUUUUGGAGCAUUGUCUUCACGAUAUGAAAAUAGCAAAGGUGGCAAGCUGAUGAGUAACGCAGCACCAGAAAAAAUGCCUACUGAGAAUGAGCAAAUAGUCAAUGAGAUACUACAUGAUAUACAUGGUUCUUUUGCUGACAUCUCUGAUGGUGCUGGUACCGUUGAAGGUGACUUCAAGGUAAAAGUCAAGGAAACAAUGGAGAAGGCUUUCUGGGAUGUGGUUGCUGAUUCAAUGAGAGGAGACAUGCCAGACUACUGUUAUCUGGUCAGCCUGGUAAAGGAAAUCAGGGAAGCACUGGAAGAGUUAUCUCCUACAGGGUGGAAAGAAGAAAUCAGUGACAAUAUUAACCUUGAAAUAUUGACCCAGUUACUUGAAUCAGGUUCCCAGGACAGACAAUACCUUGGACAAAUUUUGCAGUACUCUCUGGAUAAGCUGCGAAAACUGUCUUCUCCUGUGAAGGAACACGAGAUGAAGAAGAGUCAUGAUACAUUGUUGGGAGAAUUGGUCGAAGACUCUAAAUCCAAUUAUAAAGAUCCAAAUUCAUUUGUUCUUUGCGUUAUCAAGGGUUUGCGCUUCACUAUGGAGGAAUUACAGGCUCUAAAAACAGAAGUUACUAGAGCACGCAUCCAACUAUUGGAACCAUUGAUUAAGGGAUCAGGUGGAGUGGAGUACCUGCAGAAGUCUUUUGCUGGUCGCUGUGGUUCCCCUUCUGAUGCGUUAGCUUCUCUCCCUUCAACUGCCCGGUGGAUUUUCUCUUUGAAAGAUGUCGUGGAAGAACAAUGGAAUGAACAUGUCAGCUCGUUAUCAAUUCUGCCAGAAGCAGACCAUGUUCAGACACUUGUUGCCACCCUCCGAACUGGCCAUGCAGUUGCAGGUGUACAAUCUGUGAUACCUGCAGCAGACAAUACAGGAUUACCAGAGUGUAGGGGAGAAAUACUUGGCAAGCUAAUAAGGAUUGGGCUAUUACAGCUCAUCAGCAGCAUGGAGGGUGUAGAAAGGGAAUCGGUUCCUGAGACCUUUAUGUUGAAUUGGUUGAGGCUGCGGUCUGUUCAGAGUAAGUUUCAACAAGUGAUUGUGAUAGCGACAAGCAUGCUUGUUUUGCAUCAGGUGUUAGCGAGUGAGAACCCAAAGAUCACUUCUUCUGAGCUGGAGAAUGCCACUUCGGAACUGUUCAACGUCCUCACAAGGCUGCUAGACAACUUUCCAGAUGUUGGCACUGAGAAAAUCAUUGAGGCCAUGAUGUACUCGUCAACCUCAAGGAGCUUGUCAGAUCAUGAAAGGAUGAACGCCAGAAAAGAGAUAUUGACUAGGGUCUUCCUUAGAAGCCUCCAGACCGAUGACACCGUCUUCAAGAAGGUCUCUCAGUCCGUAUACUGUGCAUUCCGUGCAGUCACCCUGGGCGGCAGUGGGGAGAAGGGCCGGAUGCUCGCCGAUGCAUCCCUGAGGCGCGUCGGGGCAACAAAACUCACUGCGCGGCUGGUGAAGGCAGCUGAAGUGCUUAUCAAAGCAGCAAUGGUGUCAGAGCAGGUCCAUGGCCCAUGGUACACGCAGUUAUUGUGAAUGGCUCUGCUACCGCGAUAUAUAUAUAUAUAUAGCUCUGCUCAUGCCCCGUUGUUACAACUGAAUGAAUGGUUUGUGGGAGUGCCGUGAUGUCUGAAUUCCAAUAAGCAUAGGCGACCUGAAUGCAUGUAUAUGUAAAUAUACACGAAACGUAAUACGACUCCGAAAUGCUCCUUUCUCCCUUUCUCUCUCAUGCAUACAAUGAAUGUAUUAUACA
Molecule: messenger RNA, 4286 nt
Organism: Zea mays
Lineage: Eukaryota; Viridiplantae; Streptophyta; Magnoliopsida; Poales; Poaceae
Product: T-complex protein 11
Exons: 12
Coding region: 560-4069 (1169 amino acids)
Biological process (GO): signal transduction
Source: RefSeq, a predicted model, not a curated record